AUGUCAGGUACUCGAAGCUCUGACCCUCACCCGAGUCAGCUUAAGAGCAAGGACAGCGUUCGAGAACGUAUCCGUCAACGGAGCUCGAGAAUACUGUCACUCCUGGGUCUACGAAACCCUGCGCAAGUGUUGAAAGCAGUGGCAGCCCACAACCCAGAUGACCCACGAAUAGUCGAGGAUGACCGCGUCCCCUUACAGACCUUCCACUCUUUUCCUGCUCCUGUCGAGAAUGGACAGAACGAAGAGCAAUCCGGUCGGAUUGCAGUCCUCGAUGGAUCUCCGGAUGCGUCUGAAGGAUCAAGCCCGACUGGUAACAUUGAUUCCAGUUCCAAUCACAUCAAAGAGUCCGUCGAAAAUGUCCAAGCCCACCCAGAGGUGGCCUCAAAACCCUCAGAAGCACCCCUGCAAGCCCCUCUCCCAAUCGUGCGACCAAGCCACAAACGUUUAUCCGAAGUUUUGAAGCGAAGUCAGUCGACACCGGCAGCUCUCACACAUAUUGUGUCAACCAAGCUAUCAACCACUUUUGGAAAUCCUACGGUCAUCCGUCGCUCACAUCUUCGCUCGCGGCCUAGUUUUCGGCUUCCUCAGUUUCCAGGGCCGUCACUUGUCCCUGCAUUGAACAAGCAAGGCGACAGUGCUCAGGAUAGCUCCGAUCCCCAAAGCUCGCCGGAAGACAGUGUGUCUCCGACUUGUACACGUUCCACUCCUCAGACAACUCCUCCCACGACGCCUCCCACAUCAGGAGAGCCGUCAGGAGGCUCGAAGCAAGGCAUUGUAGAUGCCGAGCAGGCGAAACAAACAAGGUCACCGUCUAGCAGCGACGAGAGUACACAUACCCAAGUGAUCGAAGGCUCACUCAGUCGGCCGCCCUCGAUAAUUACAGUGGAGGCUGCUGCCAAUGCAAAAGUCUUCUUCGAAACAUAUUUCAACUCGGUAUUUUGUGGGACGGAUCUUCGCUCGCAGCGCCAGCAUGAGCUUGAGCAGUAUAUCUAUGGCCUUCCUCUGGCUCCUGAAGAAAGGGCGAGAAUUUGGGAAACCUGGAUCAUCCAGGAACGGCAGUAUCUGCGCCAAUGUCGUGUUCUCAAAAGUCACUCUCGUUGUGGCCGACAGGACGAGACGGUAUCUCUCGCUGGAUUUGAAGCAAUCAAGGUUCUAGGAAGGGGGAGUUUUGGAGUUGUGAGGCUGGUCAGAGAACAGAAAGUGGCAGAACGGGUCAAGAAGGAUGUAUUUGCAAUGAAAGUGAUCCGGAAAUCUGCAAUGAUACGGAACAGCCAAGAAGGUCACCUCCGAGCCGAACGAGACUUUCUUGUUGCAUCGGCCAAAUCUCGAUGGAUCGUGCCAUUGAUUGCAAGCUUCCAGGAUCGUGAUCAUUUGUAUCUUAUCAUGGACUACAUGGUCGGUGGUGAUUUCCUGGGAUUGCUAAUGCGCCAGUGCAUCUUGCCCGAAGAAAUCACCCGAUGGUAUGUUGCAGAGAUGAUCCUGUGUAUCGAAGAAGCCCAUCGGCUAUGUUGGAUUCAUCGCGAUGUCAAGCCCGACAAUUUCCUCAUAUCUGCGUCCGGUCAUUUGAAAAUAUCCGACUUUGGCCUAGCCUUUGACGGACAUUGGGCUCAUGAUCAAGUAUAUUACAAUGAGCAGCGAUACUCCCUGCUCAGGAAACUCGGGAUCCAAGUGGCCGGGGAUUCUCAGGACAGAAAAGAAGCUCGCAAGCCGGCAAAGGCAUCAUUCCAUGAUUUCGGUCCUGGAACUGAGACUGACUGUACACCACCUACGAUGGGCCUGCUUGGAUGGCGUGACCGCACUCAGAAGCGGCGUUUGGCCGCAAGCGUCGUGGGAACUAACCAAUACAUGGCACCAGAGGUUGUUCGGGGUGAGCUAUAUGACGGCCGAUGUGACUGGUGGAGUAUCGGCAUCAUACUAUACGAGUGUCUCUACGGCUUCACGCCCUUUGCUUCGCACGAUCGUCAGAAGACCAAGAUGAAGAUCCAUCAUCACCAUGAGACACUCUGCUUUCCCGCCAGUAGAGCGUCGGACAAGCGGGUUUCGCCUGACGCAAUUGACCUUAUCAAUUAUCUGCUUCAAGAAAAGGAGCAUCGGCUGUCGUCAAGCAAGUACAAGAUUAAUGACUCUCUGAGCUCCCGAUUACCAUCCCGACAUUUCUUCUAUAAUAUGGAUCAUCGCAGUCGAAACUACAAGGGUUUUUACGUCUUCCCAAACGACGCAGCAGAUAUCAAGAUUCAUCCUUUCUUCCGCAACAUCAAGUGGGAUGAGAUCCAUCAGUCGGUUCCUCCAUUCAUCCCCAAAGUGAAAGGCUGGGAGGACACCAGGUACUUUGACGAUGCAGGAUACGAGGGUGACCACGAUAAUAUCUCCAUCAUGUCGGAUCCUGACCACCCCGAAGAUGACAGUGAGAUCGAAGAGCCGGUUCCAGCUAAAGCCGAAACUCCUCUGCCCCACGAUGCGAAUCGACAUCCCGCACCUGGUCCAGGUCCAGGGCCAGGAGGUAAAGCCUCUCCGCACAUGGAUCGCAAGAGGAAGGAGCGAAAACGCCCGCGGGACAAGCUUCUGCGUGACCGGCAAAUGCGGAGAACAGUGCUCGAGAUGCGCAAGAAAGGGGCAUUCUUGGGUUACACCUAUCGACGUCCCAAGUCCGUGGCCGUAGCCUUAACUCCUGAUCGGGGUCGUUACCGUCUAGGGCGAGGCCAGCUGUCGGAACUAUAUGGCUCGUAGCGUCGUUGGCUGGGUACCCUUUAUUUCAUGAACCUCGGGAAUCAAGAGCGACGAAUGUACACGAAAGGCUCAUGAUGUAUUCUUCAUUAGACAUUUUUAUGUGGCAGACAUCACUCAUCCUUAAGAAGCGAG
Messenger RNA from Aspergillus fijiensis CBS 313.89, 2859 nucleotides. RefSeq names its product serine/threonine-protein kinase. The coding region runs from base 1 to 2727 and encodes 908 amino acids. The transcript is spliced from 5 exons. The record is from RefSeq and is a predicted model, not a curated record. NCBI's taxonomy places the organism in Eukaryota, Fungi, Ascomycota, Eurotiomycetes, Eurotiales, Aspergillaceae. Gene Ontology annotation, molecular function: protein serine/threonine kinase activity; ATP binding. Gene Ontology annotation, biological process: peptidyl-serine phosphorylation; intracellular signal transduction.